AUGCCCAGAAGAAACUACCAUACAGAUGGCAACUUUUUCAGAGGGAAAGGACAUGGCUAUCUUGCAGCAGAAGAAGCCCUGGGUAUUGGACUCUUCAUUUUGGUGCUGGCAAUUUUACUUAUCUUUGGCUGCUGGUAUUACAAAAGACGUAGUGGCUACAAAAGUCUGCGGAGCAAAAGCUCUGGUGUGGGCACAAUACGAACCAUGGUAGGUGAAGGAACAACACUGGACUGCAAAAUCGCUCUGCAGGAGUACAGAAACUUUAAUUCUUUGGUACCUGAUGCUCCACCAGCUUAUGACAAAAUUGCUGCAGAUCACUCACCUCCACCUUAUGCACCAUGA
This is a messenger RNA of Nestor notabilis (Kea), 342 nucleotides long. It is a transcript of the gene MLANA, whose product is annotated as melan-A. Bases 1 to 342 code for a protein of 113 amino acids. The transcript is spliced from 4 exons. Gene Ontology annotation, cellular component: endoplasmic reticulum membrane; melanosome; trans-Golgi network. The record is from RefSeq and is a predicted model, not a curated record. NCBI's taxonomy places the organism in Eukaryota, Metazoa, Chordata, Aves, Psittaciformes, Psittacidae.